Messenger RNA from Leptopilina boulardi, 837 nucleotides. Its product is annotated as cilia- and flagella-associated protein 299-like. Lineage: Eukaryota; Metazoa; Arthropoda; Insecta; Hymenoptera; Figitidae. The coding region runs from base 1 to 702 and encodes 233 amino acids. The transcript has a single exon. The record is from RefSeq and is a predicted model, not a curated record.
AUGGCUCUAUUGGGAACACAAAUUUACAAUGAUCGUGAUUUAUUAAAAUUUCAAAAUUAUGACGAUUAUUUGGAUUCAUUAGUGACUGAUGAUGAUUAUUUUUAUUUAAAAAACAAAAAAAUUGCACGUGAAAUAGUGAAACUUGGUUAUCGUAGUAAACAAGAAACUCUAUCAAAAUUGACAUUUAACAAACGUCAAGAAAUUGUUCAUAAUUUAGAAUAUCCAAUUUAUAAGCCUUACAUUUUGUAUUCGGAAUUAAUAACACCCAUUAAUUUCCUUCAAAUGGAAUUGGCUAUUCGCGAGAGGGAAAAUCGCCUCGGGCAUAUAUCGACAAUAAUAUUUCUCCGCUACUAUAUUAAAUCACAAAUCGAAAUUUCCGGUUACAUUGAUUACGCAUAUCGUUUGGAAAUUGAAAAUUGGUUAUCAUUUUUUCAUGGUGAAAAAAAAUUACAAAUUAAUCACAAUGAUUUAGGUUAUUAUCAUGGUAAAAGAAGAAAAACAAUUUUAAAUAAAACGAAAAAUUAUCAGCCAAUUAUUGAUAGGAGAAAAAAGUUUUAUUUUAAAAAUAUUCACGAUCGUCAUUUUAUUUAUAUUAAUCCAAAUAUUUCAUUUCCCGGAAUUGGAACAUAUCGAAAAAUAAUUCAUAGCCAAGGAUAUGAGGAUAUUAUUUUGUAUGAUCAUAUUCUUCGCAAGAAAUUGUAAUUGCAGAAUCUUUUGGUAUUAAAUUUAAUGAUUAUUAAAUUGAAAUUUUAAAAAAUUAACUGUAAUUUAAUUAAUAAACUCUAAUAAUAAAAUUUUUUAAUUAAUUAAAGUUUCCUUUUUAACGGAGAAAAUUGU